AAGAAGGUGUUCGUAUAAUAAAGUCAAAUGUCAGGAGUGUUAAUGUAAUUUACCCAAGAAAUUUUCUUUAAAUGAAAAAGCGGGUUAGUUAGGUAAUUUCAUACCCCUCAUCCACCUUAGGGUUUACGUACAUAAACAAGCACGCUCACUUUCACGGAGCGGCCAAAACAGACAGAUCUCCUCCGAGGGUGUGUAAAUUAGGCGAAAAUGGUGAAGUUUUUGAAGCAGAACAAAGCCGUGGUGAUGCUCCAAGGCCGUUUCGCCGGUCACAAGGCGGUCAUUGUCAAGCCCUUCGACGAUGGCACUCGCGACCGUGCCUACUCUCACUGUUUGGUUGCAGGGAUAGCCAAGUAUCCAUCGAAGGUGAUCCGCAAAGACUCGGCCAAGAAGACCGCCAAGAAGUCUCGUGUAAAGUGCUUCAUCAAGCUCGUUAACUAUAACCACAUAAUGCCCACGCGCUACACCCUUGACGUCGAGCUCAAGGAUGUCGUCACGCCCGACGCCCUUCAGUCGCGUGACAAGAAAAUCACGGCUGCUAAGGAGGCCAAAGCGAGGUUUGAAGAGAGGUUUAAGAGUGGAAAGAACAGGUGGUUUUUCUCGAAGCUGAGGUUCUGAGGAAAGAUAAAAUGGUCUGUCUUGCUUUACGUUUUCAUUCUGUUCCUUUUAAUUUCCUUUGUUAUAAUUAAGACUGGAUUUAUGAGGAUCGUUUGGAUCUAUUUAGAGCUUCUAUUUGUUAUUUUGAGUGUAACGGAGAUGGUUAUCAUAUGAUAAUUUGAUUUGUCUUAUUUGGCUAGAUAUUUUAACCGUGGGAUUUAAUGGUUUUGC
This is a messenger RNA of Ilex paraguariensis (yerba mate), 825 nucleotides long. The record is from the annotation of a GenBank genome assembly. Lineage: Eukaryota; Viridiplantae; Streptophyta; Magnoliopsida; Aquifoliales; Aquifoliaceae.